AUGUCGUCUGGGUUUGUAUCUGCGGGCGUGGAAGGGGAGGACUACGAAGGCAGCAAGCCCAAUGACGAGUGGCUGAAGGUAAAACAGGAGCUCGAGGAGAGUCGCCAAAGGAGGGCUGUUGAAGGCCAGCAAGAAGGGGGGAAGAGUCUCUACGAGGUGUUGCAGCAGAAUAAGGCUGCCAAACAAGAGGCGUUCGAGGAAUCAAUACGGCUGAAGAACCAGUUUCGAACCCUGGAUGAAGACGAGGUUGAAUUCCUCGAUUCGAUACUCGAGUCCACACAUGCCAAGGAGGAGGCAUUGCAGAAGGAGACGAGUGAGAAGCUGGAACUGUUUCACCGGCAGCGUGAGGAGGCUGAGAAGGCUCUUCUGGAUGCGGAGACUGGGAACGCUGCUGAGCUCGUUGGGCCUGCAGAUGAAGGUGACAACUGGGCUAUCUCAGGACGUAAACGCCGACGGCCCAAAGAGAAGGAAGGUGGUCUGCUAGGUCUUAAACGACGGAGGUCCGCUACCGCUGCAGAGAACAAUAAUAAUAGCAGCACCCACAGCAAAGAUGGCAAGGAUAAAGCAAUGGAAGGAGCUGAAGCCACUCAACCUCCGCCUAUCAAGAAGCCAGAGCCGAGCAUCCCGACAGAAACAAAGGCGUCAACCCUGGGGCUGGGUGCGUACAGCUCUGACGAAGACGACUGA
Molecule: messenger RNA, 687 nt
Organism: Trichophyton verrucosum HKI 0517
Lineage: Eukaryota; Fungi; Ascomycota; Eurotiomycetes; Onygenales; Arthrodermataceae
Exons: 2
Coding region: 1-687 (228 amino acids)
Cellular component (GO): nucleus
Source: RefSeq, a predicted model, not a curated record